AUGCAGUCACAAGAGCCCGCCGCGCUGCAGCUUCGUAUACAGGAGCUCGAGGCCGAGUUGGCCGCCCUCCGUGCCUCUGCUCAAGAAGCUUCUGGCGAUAUCGUCACAUCCGCUGAAGCUCGGGAAGAGCAAAAGGAAUCAAAUGAGAACCUGCCACUUUUGUUGGAUGAGUAUAGACGGUAUGGUAGACAGAUGAUCAUGCCAGAGAUUGGGUUUGAUGGACAACUACGGUUAAAGCGUGCCAAGGUUCUUAUUGUAGGCGCUGGCGGACUUGGGUCACCAGCUGCUGCAUAUAUCGCUGGAGCUGGUGUAGGAACCAUAGGGAUAAUUGAUCAUGAUACUGUCGAGCACUCGAAUCUGCAUCGACAGAUCAUACAUUCUACUUCGAAGGUUGGGAUGUCAAAGGUUGAGUCUGCAAUCACUUACCUGAAAGACUUGAACCCUAACCCUACCUAUAUCCCUCACGUCCAAGCACUCACCUCAGCCAAUGCUCUUCCUAUACUUACUCCCUACGACCUGAUUCUUGAUUGUACUGACCAUCCCUCCCUUCGUUACCUCAUCUCCGACACCGCAAUUAUUCUUAAUAAACCUAUCGUCUCCGCCUCUGCCUUACGUACCGACGGUCAAUUAAUCGUGCUCAAUGAUCCCCCUGGAUCCGGCCCCUGCUACCGUUGUAUAUGGCCUAACCCGCCUCCAGCCUCUACUGUCACCAGUUGCGGCGAAGGCGGGAUUCUAGGCCCCGUGGUAGGCGUCAUGGGUGUUCUCCAAGCCCUCGAGGCGAUCAAAUUGCUUUCUAGACCGGCUCCCCCUGAACAGAAAACAACGAGUAUGACAAUAUUCUCGGCAUUUCCACAAAUGGCAUUUAGAACUUUGAAGAUGCGUGGGCGAAGGAAAGCUUGUGUGGCGUGUGGAGAGCCAGCUGACGCAAAGGAUAAGAUAACCAAGGAAGCAAUGGAGAAGGGAUUGAUCGACCACAUUGCUUUUUGUGGGACUAGUGCUCCUGUGGGGUUAUUGAAACCUGAGGAAAGAGUCGAUGUGAGAGAGUAUAUGAAGGUUCGAGAUGAGGGAAAGGAACAUACCUUGUUAGAUGUGAGAGAUGAAACACAGUUUGGGAUUUGCAAGUUAGAAGGGAGCUUAAACAUUCCGUACUCUGAAUUCGAGUCACUAGCACUCGCAGAGGAUACGGCAUCCAAGAUCCCAGAAUCACUGCAAUCAAUCCUGGCUAAAGGUUUACCCGAAGCACCGAUUUAUGUCCUUUGCCGUCUCGGGAACGACUCACAGCAUGUUACGAAACAACUGAAAGAUGCAGGUGUAGCGGGAGGGCGUGUUUUUGACAUUAAGGGUGGCAUUUCAGAGUGGGCUAAGAGUGGGGUUUCUGGCCCCUUUCCGCAGUAUUGA
This is a messenger RNA of Morchella importuna, 1398 nucleotides long. RefSeq lists its product as uncharacterized. Gene Ontology annotation, biological process: tRNA wobble position uridine thiolation; protein urmylation. The record is from RefSeq and is a predicted model, not a curated record. Gene Ontology annotation, cellular component: cytosol; cytoplasm. Gene Ontology annotation, molecular function: thiosulfate-cyanide sulfurtransferase activity; URM1 activating enzyme activity; adenylyltransferase activity. The coding region runs from base 1 to 1398 and encodes 465 amino acids. The transcript has 4 exons. NCBI's taxonomy places the organism in Eukaryota, Fungi, Ascomycota, Pezizomycetes, Pezizales, Morchellaceae.